This is a messenger RNA of Mizuhopecten yessoensis (Yesso scallop), 2160 nucleotides long. Its product is annotated as DBH-like monooxygenase protein 2. Gene Ontology annotation, molecular function: dopamine beta-monooxygenase activity; copper ion binding. The coding region runs from base 10 to 1710 and encodes 566 amino acids. The record is from RefSeq and is a predicted model, not a curated record. Lineage: Eukaryota; Metazoa; Mollusca; Bivalvia; Pectinida; Pectinidae. The transcript has 9 exons.
CAGGAGAAGAUGGUAGGAAUCGGGUUUGUGAUUAACCCAGGAAUGCGGGUAUUGAUCAGUGUGUUGUUUGCGUCUACGGUAUGGGGAUACCGACAUCUACAGGACGAGAUUCCUAAUGGAGGAGGGGUGCCACACCCGUGUAAGGCUAACUACAUAUGGGGAGGGGUCGGGCAUCUGGACCCCCACGGAGGAGGUGACAUAAAUCCGUUUGGUUUGGACUUUAAGAACGCUGGAAUGAAGUGGACAAAAUUCCUGUGUGAGAUGGACUCUGACAAAGAUGGAAAAACUAAUGGGGAAGAACUCGGAGACCCGGAUUGUGUAUGGACCAAAGGAAAUAUUCCAACGGUCACCAUUGACAUCAGUCACCCAGGUGUUUGCACCCCACACUCAGCUCCCGCCUGCCAAGCAGUCAACAACUGGAUCGACUGUCGGAUCGGAGAUCUGCAAUGUGAUGCGCUUAGCGAAGUUGGAAUGAAGAACAUCACGUUGAGAUUUCCUGAGACCGCCGUGCCCUCUGACGAGACAAACUACUUGUGUAUGUUUUUUGACCUACCGACAGACGGCGACUACCACUUUGUUGCCAUGGAACCAUACAUCGACAAUGUGAAUGUUAUGCAUCACAUGCUUCUAUAUGGCUGUGAAAAUCCAGACGCGGCUACUCAGGACAUGACCAAACCUAGGUCAUGUGGUAUGUCCAAAUCGACCCAGUGUAAGAAUCUCCUCGCUGGCUGGGGAAUCGGCUCCAGUGGAACUUGUUAUGGCAAGGAGGCGGCAGUGAGAAUAGGACAAAUCGGGAUCAGACAAGUCGUAUUGCAGAUUCACUGGAACAAUCCUGAGCUUCGCUCCGACUACACUGAUAGCUCCGGAAUGACGUUGUACUACACCAAAAAUCACCGGCCAAAUGACCUUAAAAUGUGGGAGAUCGGCUUAUCCCACUCUGAUAUUCCUCCUGGUGAAGCAGAAUUUGAAGUAGAAGCAUGGUGUAGAAGUGACUGUACCUCGCGAUACUUGUCUGGACCAGUCUACAUAACAAAAGCACUUAAUCACAUGCACUACCUCGGACGAAAAGAAAGGAUCCAGCAAUAUAGAGACGGGUUGCUGGUCAGGGAUAUAACAAACGAUGACUCAUAUGCCUACGAUAAGUUCGUUGAAUUUUCAUUGGAGACUCCUAUCGAAUUCAAGCCGGGAGAUGAAAUCAAGAUAACUUGUACUUACAGAACUGUUGGUAAAGACAGGACGACGUUUAUAGGAGGGGGAACUACAGACGAAAUGUGUUUAGGCUUUCUGUUUGUCUUCCCAGCUCAAAACCUACAUGGACAUUCGUGCUGGUCAGUGCAGGACAUAGAUUUGUGUAAAAUACAACACUUUUCAUCAGACUUCCCGUUGGUAAACGGCUGCAACAUUAAAAAAAAUGCCAAUCCACUUAACCCAGAAAACGUAGCCCUUUUUAAAAACCUCAAGAAACUUUGCAAACCCUUCGAUAUUUGUACACACGAAUGCAAACAAUAUGUAAAGGGUAUAUUAGAGAGUAACAAGUGUUUCCAGGGAAGCAUAUACGCCCUUUACCGGCAAAUAUCCAUAGAGAUUUCGUCACACUUUAUGGAAAUAUGGGCAGCCGUCGAUUCUUGUAAAACGGAGAUUGAACUGGAUUAUUGUCAGACACAGUGUGACUCAGGGAAGAACAGCGACAGGACCAUUGGGCGCGGAUAAAAUUACAGCCGACUGGACAGUGGGGGAUAUACUUUAAAUAGCAGAAUACUUACUCGUCUCCUCUUUCGACAACAAUACAAUUGCUAUGACAUAUUCCAGGGGUGCAGAGAGCGAAAGUGAGCAUAACCCCUGGAUAUCGAGGAUGUGCUGGACCAUGCUAUGCACAUUAUAUAUCUGUUCAGGUGGUUCAUUGAUAAAUUACUAAUCUUUGUGAGACUUGAACGGACAUUUUCCCCCUCUGCAAUAUUCUUAGAAGUGGUGUGUAUAUUUAUUGUGCUAAAAUCCUUGGAUUGCAUAAGGAAUAUAAACGUUUCAAGUUUUAUUACUGGGAGUAAAAACAACACGGGUUGCUGCUCAUUUUGAGUAUAAAUUAUUUUACCGGUGCAUUUUUUUGUCAAUUCCAAUCAUAUAUCUACAUACUGUAAAGAAAGGGGUGCGGUUGCGCCUACG